This is a messenger RNA of Tarenaya hassleriana, 805 nucleotides long. RefSeq names its product protein PAM68, chloroplastic. Bases 41 to 709 code for a protein of 222 amino acids. The record is from RefSeq and is a predicted model, not a curated record. The transcript is spliced from 2 exons. Lineage: Eukaryota; Viridiplantae; Streptophyta; Magnoliopsida; Brassicales; Cleomaceae.
CUCAUCUCUCUCUGUGUCGUCAAGCAAUCGUCUGUUGUUCAUGUCUGGUGAAAUGGCUGCCAUAGCAUGUCCGUACAAGCUUCCUCAUCCAACAUCUUCCAAGGUUGAAGGGAACUACUGCAAGCAAUCAGAUCAGGUGGAGAAGCCACCAAAUUCACAUCAACUCUUCCAUGGAAAGGCAGGCACCGAAAUCUGUCGGCCCGUCAGCGUCACCACCCGCGUCCAUAUAUCCCGAGCAGGGCCUCUAUUCGCAGCGCUGAAUAGGCCGAGAGGCUUUGGACCUCCCACGAGGAAAACCAAGAGAGGAAAGCAGCCGAAACCAGGCGACGAAAGCGACGAUGACGAGGACGAAGAGGAAGAGGAAGAUAGAGAGGGAGGGGUGAUACCGGAGAUAGUGACAAACAGGAUGAUAAGCAGGAUGGGGUUCACGGUGGGGAUACCUCUCUUCAUAGGGCUAUUGUUCUUCCCUUUCUUCUACUACCUGAAGGUGGGGUUGAAGAUCGAUGUUCCGACGUGGGUUCCGUUCAUCGUAUCGUUCAUAUUCUUCGGGGCGGCGCUGCUGGGAGUGAGCUACGGGAUUGUCUCCUCCAGCUGGGAUCCGUUGAGGGAAGGGUCCUUCUUGGGAUGGAAGGAGGCUCAGAAGAACUGGCCUGUCUUCUGGCAGUCCCUUCGUCCCGGUGGUAGCAGUAUUAAUAAGAAUCGUCCUUGACUGCGUUCCUCUAUUGUUAUCGGCUCUGUUCGGUUUUGGCAAGCGAAUUCCGAGAUGCUUAAAUUCAUUACAAGAAAGAAACUUUUUAUUGCAAAA